Molecule: messenger RNA, 4056 nt
Organism: Cricetulus griseus (Chinese hamster)
Lineage: Eukaryota; Metazoa; Chordata; Mammalia; Rodentia; Cricetidae
Source: RefSeq, a predicted model, not a curated record
AUGUGCACAGGGGUGAAGCACUCUACCAGGUUCACCAAGGGGCAGCGCCAAGAAGCGCUAUAUGACUGUCCUCAUUGUGACCUUGUUUUUAAAUGUUUCUAUUUCCAGGCUGGCAGUGAUGGAGAGAGCAUAGGAAACUGCCCCUUUUCACAGAGGCUCUUCAUGAUUCUUUGGCUUAAAGGAGUUGUGUUCAGUGUCACAACCGUUGACCUGAAAAGGAAGCCUGCAGAUCUGCAGAACUUGGCUCCUGGGACCCACCCACCGUUUAUAACCUUCAACAGCGAAGUCAAAACGGAUGUAAAUAAGAUUGAGGAAUUUCUUGAAGAAGUCUUGUGUCCCCCCAAGUACUUAAAGCUUUCACCAAAACACCCAGAAUCAAACACUGCUGGAAUGGACAUCUUUGCCAAAUUCUCUGCUUACAUCAAGAACUCAAGGCCAGAGGCUAAUGAAGCACUGGAGAGGGGGCUCUUGAAGACACUUCAGAAACUGGAUGAGUAUCUGAAUUCUCCCCUCCCUGACGAAAUUGAUGAGAACAGUAUGGAGGACAUCAAGUUUUCCACACGGAGAUUUCUGGAUGGCGAUGAGAUGACACUGGCAGACUGCAACCUGCUGCCCAAGCUGCACAUUGUCAAGGUGGUGGCCAAAAAGUACCGCAACUUUGAUAUUCCUAAAGGAAUGACAGGUAUCUGGAGAUACCUGACAAACGCCUACAGCAGGGAUGAGUUCACCAACACCUGUCCCAGCGACAAGGAGGUGGAAAUCGCAUACAGCGAUGUCGCCAAGAGACUUACCAAGUAAACAGCACUUUCAAGCGAGAUGCCUUCAGAUUCCCCCAAAAUACGCUUUCCUAACAGACUGCUCUGCCUCCUCUAAAGUAGAAGUGUAUUUUGCAUGAACAUGCAGUUACUCAAGACUAGGAUUAAAGAUAGACAAAGUGUAGUAGUUAUCUCCAAUACACACUCCUAAGCAGUAUUAUUCUAAAAUCCUCUAUCCGGCCCACCUGCCCUGCCCAUCUGCUCUCCUCCAAUUCGGAGGUACUCCACCACAAGCUCGUCACACGAGAGGCAGUUUGCUGUCACGCUGGAGCCCAAUCAUCAUGUGCAUUCAUAGUGUGUAGAUGGCAGACUUGAGGUGCAGUGUUCAAGUGUUCAACCAUUAGAAUAGUAGCCGUGACAUCAGUGGGCCCCACACUGGUGUACAAUGCAUGGUACAAAGAAUAUUUAUGUGUUGGGGGAGAGUUGUAAUUUUGAAUAAGGAAUAUAUAUGGAAGGAUUGCUACUGUGUUGGACAUGUCGUUUCAGUGUAGUCUGUCCUGGAGUGUGCUGAAGGGUGUUGUUUUCUGGAAGACUGACAGCCUUCUGUAGAGAGACUGCUGGUUUCUUGGUAGAUAGUUAAUUUUGUCUAAAAUGUGUCAUUUGUAUAAAUCAUAACAUCUGAUACUUUGUAGAAACUGAAAAUUCUCAAAAUGAUAAGAGUAGAUGGGUGGGUUCUCUAUUGUGUUAUCUGCUGUGGGUUUCACCCAGGGCCGUGCAUAUGUUUGCAACAGUAUCAUCGCUGCCUGCAUUGUAACAGGUUUUUUCUUCUACCCCUCACCCCCACCCCUUUCCCUGUUGUGCUUGGGAUGGAGCCCAGGCCUGACAAGCCUCUGUCUCUGAGCCGUACCAAGCCCCAUCUCCCUCUUGUAAAAAGCCCCUUUCUUGGGUGAAGGUGUAUCUUCCUGUCUUUGAGCAACACUGCAACAUGCUCUGUAACUAGCAUGCGAAUCACUCAGAAGUUAAUCCGGUUCAGAGUCAGCUUACUGAAAUGUCAAGUACACUUUUCUCCUAAAGCGGAUUCUCUGGGGUGGGGUGGUAGAAUGCAUCAUCUUGCCCUUCUUAAGCUCCCAUGAAGCAUAGGUCACAUGCUCCCAUUCCACCUCCAUUUGCAUUAGACUUAGUGGGAGGUCCUUCACGACUCUUGGGAUAAAUUGUGGUUGUUCAUAGUGAGUGUGCACAGUGAGUGUUUAUUUCCCACACUUUUGCCUAAUGUCAGUGGCCACACUGAGGAAUGUCACUCUUUUUUUUUUUUUUUUUUUUUUUUUUUUUUUUCUUGCCAUUUGUUUUGACAUAAGAUGUUUCUCUGAAGCCUUGGGGCUUGGUAGGUGAACCAAGAUGGCCUCAAAGUUGUGGCAGUCCUCCUGCAUUUGCCUCCUGAAUGCUGGGAUUAUGAGCCUGCACCAUGUCUGGCUUGUUUUCUCCUUUUUUAAAGGAAGUCUAAGCUGACAGUUAUUUCAAGUCUAACAAAAGGGAAUGAGUUGGUAAAAGGAGAGGUCUGCUGUGUCCCAAACAAAGUGGACUUUCUGAGUAGCCCUCCAGAGCCUGCUUGUGACCAUACUACGUUUUUGGUGAUUUUUUUUUUUAAUGUAACUUGUUCAAGAAGUGCUGUUUCCCACAGGCUUUGUACCCCACACUACACUGCUUUAAGGCGGCCUGCCUUCCCUUUUGGUGUGCAGACAGUAAAUAAACACCAGCUCUAUGGAAGCAUCUGACUCAUCAGCAGCUCCCUUUUAAAACUUAAUUCCCUUAGCAUGGGCACAAAGGGAAGGUCUCCCUGUGGCUCAGGGAGAUGCCUCGGCCACAGCUUUCACCCUUACUGCUGGCAGGCUGUGAGUACCCAUGGCUGCAAACACUGUGAGGUGAUAUGUCUGGUUCCAGAGAGAGGAACUAUCUCUUCUCCUUUGACCCUGCAGUGUCUCCAUGGGCCAGAAGUGUCCCAUCUUUACACAGUGACAACUUAUCCUUGGGUGGGAUUGCAUCUUUCAUGAGGAAGAUUCCAGAGAAUGAAUGCCUGCUCUUUCUGCAAGUGACUGCAGGGAGGGCUUCUCACACUAGAGGUAGAGCCAGGACAGUGAAGAGGAUGUGCUGAAGCUGGCAUGAGAUGCCCAUCCUUGGGUGUUCAUUCUCCAUGGCUUCCUAAUUUGCCUCAUGGUUGCUCUUGCUGUCUCCAGAUGUCCAAGGAAAGGAAGCCUGCCUUGGUUUUGACAAAGGCAGAACUGUUUUUCUUGGUAGAGAGAUACAUUUUAGUUUUAUAUGAAGAAAGUCAAACAACUUUGAGAUUGGUUGGUAAAUGGACAAAAGCUAUAAAAAGGAAGGCUCACAGCAAGUGCUCACUGCUGCAUCUGUGCACAGACCGUGAUUGAAAGGUUGGAAAUGUUGAUCCCGUGCAGUUGGUGCAGUGUGGGGCUGGAAUACAGGGACCAUCUAGUCUCCUGUCCACACAGUGACUCCUCCCUUUGUGUUUAUCCUCCUUCCUGUACAAGCCCUUCACCUCAGAGGGGGGUUCUGAGUGGAUACUGAGAAACUAUUAAACAGUGGGAAAGCCUCAGUGUUCUAACUACUAUACCUCCCUUUGUUCUAUAGAUACAGAUUUCCAAUACAAUGCAAAUAAGAUUUUCUCAGUGACAUUAGCUUCCAGAGCAGUUUGCAUACCAUUAUGAGAUUUUGUGGUAGUGCACUAGGAGGAUCAGCACUAGAAUUUAGGCAUUUAUACUUCUGCUGAGUUAUUACAGAGUCUCGCCAGAGUUGCAUGUAGAUAGGAUUUAUUUCUUCAUAUUUUUUUUUUUUAAAAAACCCACUUCGGAAAGAUCUACAAAGUAAAAGUGAGGGGAAGUAGAAAUUAUUUUUUAGUGAAGAUUUUGGUCCACACCUCAAGUGGCAGUGGACUCACCAGUGUCUUAGGCUGGCAAUAGUCAUUUGGGUAAAAGAGAGAGCGAGCGCUGGAGCAUUUAAGAAACUCAAGGUAGACUUCUAAAGGUUCAUCUUUAUAAUUACCAAAGUGGGAGGCAACUAAAAUUAUUUUAUCGUGGAAAAAAUUUAAGUCCAAGCCAUAGAAAUUCAUCUCCCAAGCCACAAUGCUGAACAGGACUGGAGUGUUCUUUAUAGAAUUCCUUGGGUAGGGAUGAAGCUGAGCACAGAAUGCUUGCAAUUUCUUUCUUCUCUCUGGAACAUCAACACCAGUAUAUUGCUGGCAGCUAUUGUAUUAAAAAUAAAGUAAAUAAAUAUAUUUUCACUACCAAAA